ACCAGUACAUACUCAAUGUUGCGGAAAACCUACAAUUUGCCCUCUUCGUUAGCGAGAUUAUCAGAAAAUCCAUUAUCUACCUACGUGGCAUUUGUGAGACCCAUUUUUAAUUGGCGUGGAGUUCCACAUGGACAAAAAAUAAUAAAAAUUUUAUUUUAAAAAUUAUUUUAAAAAAUUAAACAUAUUUUUUUUAUAAAAAAAAUCCCUACCUAGAUUCUCUCUCUCCCCCGAUCUCCUCUCCUCCUAGCCCCCAGCCACCUAAACCACCACCCAAGCUUACUCAGGCCACCUAUCCCAGCUAUCACACCUUUCUUGUUCUAGCCCAACCCAUCACCUCCCCCAUGCCACAGAUCUGAUCGUUUUCCCCAAAACCUGAUUUCCUCCAUCACUUAACCCACUUUGCCAAGCUUUAGUUUGACUCAUCCUGACGAUUGGUCUCUGUCAGAAGAUUUUGGAGCAUUCUAAUCACCAGAUUUGUUACUCCCUAUUGAUUUUUCUUCAACAUUCUCUUUCUUUGCCCCCUAUCCUUUGCUCCAACCCGAUCCAUUGUUCUCAAUAGAUGCAAAUUCGAUUAGCGUUUUGAGUUUGCAAGAUUGUUCAUUGAUUACAGAUCGUGGAUUGGGGUUUUUGGCAAAUGGGUCUUCCUCAAAAACCAUGAAAAGGUUGAAUCUUGCAGAGUGUGAUAGAAUCGCAGAUUUCGGGGUCACGCUUUUGGAGAAAAUGUGUUGCUGGGUUUGAUCAUAUGGAGAAAGUUUAAAUUGUUGGGCUUGUUUGUCAGGGGGCAAGGCUGAGUAUGUGGGGUGGCUAGGGCUCGUGGAUUGCGGUGUGGCUGGGUUUGCUGAGUUGCAAUGUUGGGUUCGUGGAUUGUAGGGUGGCUAGGGUUGCGACGAGGCUGGGUUCAUUAAUUGCGACGAUGAUGGCUGGAGAUGGGGGUGGGGCUAUGCCUGAACGAGAAAAUAAUGUGAGAGAGUUCUUCUACUUUAAUGAGUAAACUACGGUGGAGAUUCGAACACUGGUGCAGACUGGGAAGUAUAUCCGCUCUAACCAACUUGUCUAAGUCCCUGUCAAUCUUUAAUCAUUUUCAAUAUCUAAAAACAAGAAGAAGAAAAAAAACUGGUCAAUGUUACCAACCAUUUAGCCACAUGGCAGUCUCGCAAAUUCCCACCAUAAGGAGCACCUUACCAGUAAUUUCAUUUGAACACCAUCUCUACAACAAUUUUCACAAAUCUCAAUUUUCCCGCCCAAAACCCCCGCUUCAUUUCUCUCUUUUCGUCGGUAGUAUUCUCUCUCUACAGAUAUAUGCAUUCAAUUUUAACUUUUUUUUUUUUCUUCGUUCUUCUUUUGUCUCUGCAAACAAUGCCGGACCUCGGAAACCUCUCUCUCUCAGCUUCUCUAACCCUCACGACCUCCCCUAACUUCAAAUUGCUCACUGAUUCCCCCGAACAGAGCUUGGUCAAAACCCUAGGCCUUGACUGCGAUUGGGACCAGAGGUUGAGGUUCGCGACUCUGCACAAUGCCGAGGUCAGCACUGGCGCUGCAAUCAGGGUUUUCCGGCGGAGCCGGCCAUUGGUGGACAGAUCGAAGAAGAUCUCCAGCGGCAAGAGUUUGGAGGACAAUGUGCGCGAAUGGGUUUCCAACAGAGUGGAAUUGGGCAUUCCUGAGUCGCGGUGCUCGUUGCCGUUUCUUUACGGUGCAAAGAAAUUGGUUGAAUGUCUUGUUUGCCAUUAUUAUGUCUACCCUGGGGAGGAGGUCGUAUGCUCUGUUCGUGGUUGUCAAGGAGUGUAUCAUGGGAAAUGUGUGAAGGAAAGGCUUCGAAUCUCUAAUAUGAAAAAGUUCAAGUGUCAGCAGCAUGCAUGCUUCAUUUGCAGACAGAGGGUAGAUUGGCGGUGUAUGCGAUGCCCUAUAGCGUCACAUGAUAAAUGUGCUGCUUGGCCGGAUGAAGUGAUUUACUUGAAAGACCGGCCAGGGAAGGCUGUUUGUUGGAGGCAUCCUACAGAUUGGCGGCAAGAUAGGAAGCAUGUGGUUUCGACAAGCAGCAUAGAGGAGGUAUUCUGUCGCUUGCCUCUGCCUUACACUGAUGAGGAGUUCAAGAUUGACUUGACUUGGAAAGAUACGGAUAUUAAAUUAGAGCCACCUCCAUAUGUGCACAUCAGGCGUAAUAUUUACCUAGUCAAGAAGAAGCGUGAUGGCAGUGAUGAUGAUGUUGGAUGCACAUGUCGCACUUCCAUAUGCUCUGAGGAUUGUGUUUGCAGGGGUCAAUGCAUAAGCUGCUCAAAGGCUUGCCAUUGCUCAGAAAAUUGCUCAAACCGACCGUUUCGCAAGGAGAAGAAGAUCAAAAUCGUAAAGACUGAACACUGCGGUUGGGGAGCAGAGGCAGCUGAAUCCAUUAAGAAAGGCGAUUUUAUAAUUGAGUACAUCGGGGAAGUUAUUGAUGAUGCUUUGUGCGAACGAAGGCUUUGGGACAUGAAGUACAAAGAGGUGCAGAAUUUCUAUAUGUGUGAAAUUCGAAAAGACUUUACAAUUGAUGCAACUUUCAAAGGAAAUCCAUCUCGAUUUUUGAACCACGGCUGUGAUCCCAACUGUGUCCUUGAAAAGUGGCAAGUUGAGGGUGAAACACGGGUGGGUGUGUUUGCUGCAAGAUCAAUAGAAGUUGGAGAGGCAUUAACAUACGAUUACAGAUUCGUGCAAUUCGGACCCGAGGUGAAGUGCCAUUGUGGUGCUCCAAAUUGUCAAGGCUACCUUGGAAGCAAGAGAAAGAUUCAUAAGGUGGAACUUUGCUGGGGUUCAAAACGCAAAAGAACAUCAACUGCUUGCAUAGCUAUCAUUACUCAAUGAUUUCUCCCACAUAGACGUAUUUUGUUGUAUCUCUAUCUGAUGUUGUGGAUUGCCCAUAUCAAGAAAUGUGGGCAAAUAGAAGAAAAAGAAAAUUCAAAAAAGAAAAAUUCAAAAAGCACAGAUUACAUAAUCACACCUUGUUAUUGUUUGGAUACAAACUAAGGAGCAUUUUGUAUUGUAAGAUUGUAACGUUCAAUCCUCUGCAGCAUUUAUAUUGGCCUUAAAACAGUGUAUUAGUAAAGCCUGUAAUUGAUUUGCCCAUGUGGGGAUAUGUAGUUACAUUUGAUCAAAAUAAGAAAAUUGACCUACUUGUUCAUUCUUUCCA
This is a messenger RNA of Prunus persica (peach), 3160 nucleotides long. Its product is annotated as histone-lysine N-methyltransferase ASHR3. The coding region runs from base 1300 to 2835 and encodes 511 amino acids. The transcript is spliced from 11 exons. Gene Ontology annotation, cellular component: chromatin; nucleus. Gene Ontology annotation, biological process: regulation of DNA-templated transcription. Gene Ontology annotation, molecular function: protein binding; histone H3K36 methyltransferase activity. NCBI's taxonomy places the organism in Eukaryota, Viridiplantae, Streptophyta, Magnoliopsida, Rosales, Rosaceae. The record is from RefSeq and is a predicted model, not a curated record.